Mangifera indica (mango) is the source of this 1896-nucleotide messenger RNA. Its product is annotated as carotenoid 9,10(9',10')-cleavage dioxygenase 1. Gene Ontology annotation, cellular component: chloroplast stroma. Gene Ontology annotation, molecular function: carotenoid dioxygenase activity. The coding region runs from base 58 to 1671 and encodes 537 amino acids. The transcript is spliced from 14 exons. NCBI's taxonomy places the organism in Eukaryota, Viridiplantae, Streptophyta, Magnoliopsida, Sapindales, Anacardiaceae. Gene Ontology annotation, biological process: carotene catabolic process. The record is from RefSeq and is a predicted model, not a curated record.
UCUGCGCCACUACCACAGGCCACUCGGGGAAAUAAAAAAUACUCAAGAAGAGGGAAAAUGGCUACUGACGGCGAUGUAGUGGUGGUGAAUCCGAAACCACAGAACGGACUUACUUCUAAAGUGAUCGAUUUUGUUGAGAGCUUGAUCGUCAAGUUUAUGUACGAUACUUCGCAGCCUCGCCACUAUCUCUCCGGUAACUUUGCUCCGGUAUCUGAAGAAACUCCUCCUACUAAAAGCCUCACCGUCAUCGGUCAUCUCCCGGAUUGCUUGAAUGGGGAGUUUGUUCGUGUUGGUCCAAAUCCAAAGUUCUCUCCGGUUGCUGGAUAUCACUGGUUUGAUGGAGAUGGCAUGAUUCAUGGUCUGCGCAUCAAAGAUGGAAAGGCAACUUAUGUCUCACGUUUUGUGAGAACAUCACGACUUAAACAGGAAGAAUUUUUUGGAGGUGCUAAAUUUAUGAAGGUUGGAGACCUUAAGGGGCUAUUUGGAUUGCUCAUGGUUAACAUGCAAAUGCUUCGAGCUAAACUGAAAGUAUUGGAUGUUUCAUAUGGAACUGGAACAGGUAAUACAGCUCUCAUUUAUCACCAUGGGAAACUUCUAGCACUUCAAGAGGCAGACAAACCUUACGCCAUCAAAGUAUUGGAAGAUGGAGAUCUGCAGACACUUGGCAUGCUGGAUUAUGACAAAAGAUUGCAACAUUCCUUUACUGCCCAUCCAAAGGUUGAUCCAUACACUGGUGAGAUGUUUACCUUUGGAUAUUCGCAUACACCUCCAUACAUCACAUACAGAGUUAUUUCAAAGGAUGGUUUCAUGCAUGAUCCCGUGCCAAUAACAAUAUCAGAUCCCAUCAUGAUGCAUGACUUUGCUAUUACGGAGAAUUAUGCAAUUUUCAUGGAUCUUCCUCUGUAUUUCAGGCCAAAGGAAAUGGUGAAAGAAAACAAGCUGAUAUUCACAUUCGAUGCAACAAAGAAAGCUCGUUUUGGUGUACUUCCUCGAUAUGCAAAGAAUGAGGCUCAAAUAAGAUGGUUUGAGCUUCCAAAUUGCUUCAUAUUCCAUAAUGCCAAUGCUUGGGAGGAGGAGGAGGAAGUUGUUCUGAUCACCUGCCGCCUGGAGAAUCCAGAUCUGGACAUGGUCAAUGGGACUGUCAAAGAAAAGCUUGAAAAUUUCGCAAAUGAACUUUAUGAGAUGAGAUUCAACUUGAAAACUGGUCUAGCUUCACAAAAGAAAUUAUCAGCACCUGCUGUUGACUUUCCCAGGGUUAAUGAGAGCUACACUGGCAGGAAACAAAGAUAUGUUUAUGGGACCAUUCUAGACAGUAUUGCUAAGGUUACAGGGGUUAUCAAAUUUGAUUUGCAUGCUGAACCAGAGGCUGGAAAGACAAAGCUUGAAGUUGGAGGAAAUGUUAAAGGUAUCUUCGACCUGGGCCCAGGUAGAUUUGGUUCAGAGGCUAUUUUUGUCCCUCGAGAGCCUGGUACCUCUUCUGAAGAAGAUGACGGCUACUUAAUUUUCUUUGUACAUGAUGAAAAGACCGGAAAGUCACGGGUGAAUGUAAUUGAUGCAAAAACAAUGUCGCCAGAUCCUGUUGCAGUGGUGGAAUUACCAAACAGGGUUCCCUACGGCUUCCAUGCCUUUUUUGUGACAGAGGAACAACUGGAAGAACAAGCAAAAUUGUAAACUUGGAAGCUGGAGAAAGGGUGCAAAGUCAGAAAUUGCAGAAGAUAAUGGAAAAUUAGCAGAAGCAUAUGUUUUCUUCAUUAUGUCAUAAUACGAGUUUAUAUAUGUUAUAUUUGCAAAUUAUGUUGAUCAUUAUGUCAUGUAUAUGUUUUCUUCUUCAUACCUAAGAUUACACUCCAAUGGUAUUACUUACUUUUUGCCGCGAAUAUACAGUUCCAUUUCUCA